AAGAGAAUCUUUUCGCUAUUUUCAAUGUUUCCAUGGCGAUCACUCAAAAUUAAAUUUGCAGUUUCUUGUCCUUUCUUCAUCAGUGAAAAUCAAGCAUCAAAAUAAUUUUUGAAUUUUCAUUCCCAAAAAUAAAAAUUGAACCCAACUAUACAUCUUUCUGCAAUUAUCGCUUCAAUUUCUUAUUUCGAUGCUUUCAUUUCUAGUAUGCCUGCAGGAAUUUUCAAUGGGCAUUGCAUGCGGUUGGAUCGGCCCAAUGAUCAAAAAUUUCCUUGAAGAUCCAAACAGCCAGAUCAAAGCCACCGAAGAAGAAUGUUCUUGGAUUGCGAGUAUGCCAGGAUUCGGCGAAACAUUCGGUCCUUUUCUUUCAAUCCUUCUAUUGGACGUACUAGGACGAAAAAUCAUGAUGCAAAUCACAGCCGCCAUAUUCGCAGCAUUAUGGAUACCAGUUCUAUUCACUCGCUCAGUCAGCAUUUUAUGCAUCUCAUUUUUCGUUUUCGGUUUAGGAAUGGGCACUUGCAACGGGACAACGGCUGUUUACUUGGGAGAAAAUUGCUCCCCAAAAAUUCGAGGCAUUUUUUGCAGCGCUAGCGUCACAUCGUUUUAUUUAGGGGUUUUACUGCAAUGCACAAUCGCUGAGUACUUCUACUUAUCAUACAGCGCCAUUGCGACUGUAAAUUUCAUUUUGGCAUUUUGUGGUCUAAUUACCUGCACAUUCUUGACCGUCGAAACGGCUCAAUUUCUCAUGCUAAAAGGUCAUUUUGAUAAAGCUGAAUCAAACAUGAUGUGGUUGAGAGGAACUAAAAACAAAGACGACAUUAUUACCGAUUUCGAAAACAUCAAAGCGAACGUAGCAUCGGAGAAAUUGAAAAAGGCCUCGUACAGGGAGCUAUUCUUUACACCAGUUAAUUUCAAAAGUUUGAUCAUAGUUCUCACUUUGAACAUGGUUUAUGCAGCAACUGGCAAUGCAGCUUUAUUCAGAUAUAUCUCGGUAUUAUUUCCUCAGAAUGAAGACUUUACGUCAAAUCAAGUUACCGUGUAUUUCGGAAUCUCUCAGUUGACUUUCUGUCUCUUGGCUUCUUUCGUGAUUGAAAACGUUAACCGGAGAUCCCUAAUUUUGUUCUCGUUUUCUCUUUUUCUCGUAUGUCACUCGGUUUCUACGUAUUUCUUCUACGAUGCUGCCAAUAACGAGUCACCAUCUAAAUAUGGUUUAUGGAUAAUAUUAGCCAUGGUUUGCUUAUAUUCGGGGUUCAGCGCAGCGCUCGACUCGGUAGUGCAUAUGAUCAGAGGAGAGUUAUUUCCUCAGAGUAUUAAACCAAUUGGGUCUGGAUUGGCUAUUACGACGAUAUCUUUUACACAGUUUCUAACCAUCAAGACAUUUUUGAUGGUUAAAUCCCAAUAUGGCAUCUAUAUGAAUUUCCUUGGAUAUGCUGUCUGCAGUUUAGCCGCAUUUUGGUUUACUUAUUUCUUCUUACCCGAAACAAGAGGAAAAACUUUAAUUGCGAUCCAGAAAUCAUUAGAAAAACAGAAAUGAAAGUUUUAACUCGAUGAAGAAAAUGACUAGAAAUUUCGAGAUGGGGACGAUAAUAUAAUUAUAGGUACUUAAUACUUAUCUAAUUAACCUAUUUAUUUAAUGGAAUCGAUACCAGUUAUACUUUAGGUAUAUGUAGAUUAGGGUGGUCCUUAACUACAUGGCAAAAAAAAUGUGCGAUUUUUUCCUCUCCCACCCCCUAAAGUGGUGACCUCGGAAGAGAAAAUAAUUCCCUAUCUUUUAUUUUUUCCAUUUUCGAAAAAUUCGGGCUGCAAUAGGCCCCUCAAUUUUCAAAAGUUUGAAAAAAAAACCUAAUUCAAAAAAAAUUUUUUGAAAAUUUUAAAAUUUCGAGUUCCAUCGUCUCUAAAAGGUCCCUUUUGAGUAAAAUAGACUCUCGUGACGAUUUUAG
Molecule: messenger RNA, 1937 nt
Organism: Planococcus citri (citrus mealybug)
Lineage: Eukaryota; Metazoa; Arthropoda; Insecta; Hemiptera; Pseudococcidae
Product: facilitated trehalose transporter Tret1-like
Exons: 1
Coding region: 188-1531 (447 amino acids)
Biological process (GO): transmembrane transport
Cellular component (GO): membrane
Molecular function (GO): transmembrane transporter activity
Source: RefSeq, a predicted model, not a curated record